Ananas comosus (pineapple) is the source of this 1644-nucleotide messenger RNA. RefSeq names its product two pore potassium channel c-like. Gene Ontology annotation, biological process: stabilization of membrane potential; potassium ion transmembrane transport. Gene Ontology annotation, molecular function: potassium ion leak channel activity. Gene Ontology annotation, cellular component: plant-type vacuole membrane. NCBI's taxonomy places the organism in Eukaryota, Viridiplantae, Streptophyta, Magnoliopsida, Poales, Bromeliaceae. The record is from RefSeq and is a predicted model, not a curated record.
AUGAUUCAGGAACUGAACCAUAAUAUUCAAAACUGUCAUGUACUCAAAAAUUCAAGAUUCAAAAGUCACGCACCUUUUCUUCCUCUUCCUCUUCCUCCUCCUUCCCAUAAUGGAAACCACAACAACAACAACAACAUCAGAGCCUCUCCUCUCUGCCCUCUUCCCGAAGAUGACGAGCUGACUGUCCCUCCCCCCUUCUCCCCUCCCUCCCCUUCCCCUUCCUUCAAAGAACGCAUCAUCUUCGGCCCUUCCCCUCCCCCUCCUGCAGCCGCCGCCAUCAUCACUUCGGCCGGAGAUCUCGAAUCCCCUCCUCUUCCCUCCACCGCCGCUGCCGCCUCCGACAGCGAUCUCCAAUUAUGGCUCUCCGACCCCUUCCUCUCCUCCAGACAGCACAAGUCGAGCCUCCACCGCUGCCGCACCGCCCCUGCCAUAUCCCCCAUCGACGGCGGCCACAAUUCAGAUUCGCAAUCAAGCUCUCAAUCCGACCACGGUCCCAAGGACCCGUCCUUGGUCCGCAACGCGUGCCUGCUGCUCUUCGGCUACCUCGCCUUCGGCGUCGUCGUCUACGCCGUCUGCCCGUCCAGCUUCUCCGGGCAGUCCACCCACCCCGUCGUCGACGCCUUCUACUUCUGCAUCGUGACGAUGUGCACCAUCGGCUACGGCGACAUCACGCCGGCCACGCCGCUCGCGAAGCUCUUCUCGAUCACGUUCGUCAUCGUCGGCUUCGGCUUCGUCGACAUCCUCCUCACGAUCAUGGUCGGCUACGUGCUCGACCUGCAGGAGUCGCUCCUCACCGCCGCCGCCCGGGACCGGGGGCGGGGACGUGACUACCUGAUCGACGUCAAGAAGGGGCGCGUCCGGAUCCGGACCAAGGUCGCGCUCGCGCUCGGCGUCGUCGUGCUCUGCGUCGGGGUCGGCGCCGCCGUGCUGCGCUUCGUCGAGCGCCUCGGCUGGCUCGACGCGUUCUACCUGGCCGUCAUGUCGGUCACCACCGUCGGCUACGGCGACCGCGCCUUCCGCACGCUGCCCGGCCGGCUGUUCGCCUCCGUCUGGCUGCUCGUGUCCACGCUCGCCGUCGCCCGCGCCUUCCUCUACCUCGCCGAGGCCAGGAUCGACAAGCGCCACCGCAUGAUCGCCAAGUGGGUGCUCUGCAGGGACAUGACCGUCUCCGAGUUCCUCGCUGCCGAUAUCGACCACAACGGCUUCGUCACUAAAUCAGAGUUUGUUAUAUACAAGCUCAAGGAGAUGGGAAAGGUUUCCGAGAAGGACAUCAGGCCGAUCUGCGACCAUUUCGAUCGACUGGACAGCGGAAAUUGCGGAAAAAUCACUCUCUCCGAUUUGCUCUCGAGUCAUCAUCACUAAGCAUCUCGAGGGAAUCGUGAUUCAGACAUCAUUAAAGCCACGAUUGCGGCGUCGCCCUCGGUGGGGAGGGUUUGAGCAAGUUAUAAUACCCAAAAUAUGUUUUUUUUCUCUCAAGGGUCCAAUGAGGACACUAGUUUUUGAAUUGCUUCCUUUUGGACUAUGUUGUGGUUUUUUGUUAAUAUAGAUGCACUUGUAAAUAGAAAAAAGAAAUGGUCUCUUAGUUGUAGCUUGUUGAAUCUACAUGAGCAUUCUUUAUUAAUUCAUUGGUGAUUCUUUUGGAUC